This is a messenger RNA of Henningerozyma blattae CBS 6284, 237 nucleotides long. It is a transcript of the gene EMI1, whose product is annotated as Emi1p. Lineage: Eukaryota; Fungi; Ascomycota; Saccharomycetes; Saccharomycetales; Saccharomycetaceae. The transcript has a single exon. The record is from RefSeq and is a predicted model, not a curated record. Bases 1 to 237 code for a protein of 78 amino acids.
AUGAAUUGUACUCAAGUAUUUGAUGAAUUAGUAGGCUGUUUAUCUACUGGAGGUCAGUUCCGUCAUUAUUAUCGUACAGGAGAAUUUGAUAGUUGUAGUCGGUUUUUCACCAAGUAUCAAUUUUGUUUAAGUAAGGGGAAAGAUUUGAAAUUGGUUGAAGAAUGGCACCGUGAACAACUAGAAAUGAAUAGUCAACGAGGUGGAUCUGUAGAUGAUAUUUGGAAAGAGAGGGUAUGA